AAGACUCAGGAAAGUAAAAACAAGGGAAAGAAGGCAGCAGAUACAAAACAGAAAAAGGCUGAUUUGGAUUCUGCUUCUGCAGAUAUGAGGGAUUCUAAAGAGGGUCAUAAAGAGGAAGAUGAAACACCUUCUGUUUCUGCUGUACUGUCCCUGGAACAAACAGCUGUGAUUCAGGAAAUGGUAAAUCAAGAUGUACUUCCAAAGCUGAUGAUCCCCAGUCCUACCAGUGAACCUCAAAUGGUGACUGAAGACAAACAAGGAGAAGCAAUAAACUGUAUAUCAGAUGAUUUAGAUGAUGAGGAAGAGGAGGAGGAGGAUGAUGAUGAUGAAGAAGAGGAAGAUGAAGAGGAGCUAGUAGAUACCAAUAUGCUUAAAGAAAAUGCUGAAAUGCCUUUGAUAUGUGAAGAAAAGUUAGAUUCUAUGGAAGAGCAAAAGAGUAUGUCAGAAGAAUCUCCAGAAAGCUCUCCAAAGAAAAAACUUGUUGUGAAAAUUCCAAAAGCCAGGGGUGAAUCGAAUGGUGAUGUUCAGGAAACAUUCAUGUUUCCCUGUCAGCAUUGUGAGAGGAAGUUUACAACAAAGCAAGGACUUGAACGCCACAUGCACAUCCAUAUAUCUACUUUUAACCAUGCUUUCAAGUGUCGAUAUUGUGGGAAAGCCUUUGGUACUCAGAUUAACAGGCGAAGACAUGAGCGACGCCACGAGGCAGGGCCAAAAAGGAAACCAUUCUUAACACUAACGUCAUCACAACACUUGGCUAAUGUUGCUGAUAACCAGGUAAUUGUGGGUGAUGGUCUUAAAGAUGACCUGAACGUUUCCAGUCUUGUGCAAGACUCUGUUGUCUUUGAUUCUGAGAAAGUUUCCCAAGAAAUGUCAAACUCUGCUUUUGCUGAGGAAAAUAAGGAGCCCAAAGAAUUGCAUCCAUGCAAAUACUGCAAAAAGGUUUUUGGAACUCACACCAACAUGCGGAGGCAUCAGCGUAGGGUUCAUGAGCGUCAUCUCAUUCCCAAAGGUGUCAGAAGAAAAGGAUUCUUUACUGAAGAGCCACCGCUUCAGACAGAGCAGGCCCCACCAGUCCAAAGUGUAUAUAUAGCAAGUACAGAAAUAGAAGAGGAAGGUGAAGUAGAUGAUGUCUAUAUUAUGGAUAUUUCCAGCAAUAUCUCUGAAAAUUUAAAUUAUUACAUUGAUGGUAAAAUUCAGUCCAACAGCAGCACUAGCAACUGUGAUGUGAUUCAGAUGGAGUCCAACUCUGCAGACUUGUAUGGACUGAACUGUAUAAUCAGUCCAGUCACGGUGGAAAUCUCCCCAGCUAUAAAGGUUACACAAACACAUGUGAGUGAACCUCCCAAGGAACCCUCUAGCAGUGGGAGCAAUGAAUCUAAAAAGAGAAGAACUGCCAGCCCUCCUCUUGUACCAAAAAUAAAAACUGAAACAGACCCAGAACCUAUAACUCCUACUAGUUCUUUAAAUCUCCCUCUUAACAUUUCAACAGAAAGCUUACCUUUUCAUAAAGAAAAAGGUGUUUAUUUGUCAUCAAAAUUAAAACAGCUUCUUCAGGCACAGGACAGUAAGAAGAUAACUCCGUCAAGCGAAAUCCCUAAACUAGGACCUUCUGUUACAUCAUCGCCUAUUUUGCCUCCAGUAUCCAGCAGAUUUAAAAGAAGGACCAGUUCUCCUCCCAGUUCUCCACAGCACAGUCCAGUACUUCGAGACUUUGUCAAAUCAGGUGAGGGAAAAACUGUGUGGAGUGAUAAUACUCGGAGUUCAAAAAUGCCAAUGUUAGAAAGCCACAGCAACUCACCUGCUUGGAGCUUGACUGGAAGGGAGGAAAAAGAGACUUUGAGCCCUCUUUGCUUUGAAGACUAUAAAAUAACAAAAGACUGGACAGGAGCUCCAACUUUUGGCAAUGUGUGCAACCAGCAGCCACUGGAUUUGUCUAGUGGUGUGAAGCAAAGGUCUGACGUCAAAAAUAAGAAUCAGGUUCCCUGGGAAUCUGUUUUAGAUUUAAGUGUGCAUAAGAAGCCUUGCAGCGAUGCUGAAAUUAGGGAAUAUAAAGAAAAUUCCAUACAGCCAACCUGUAGUGGUGUUAAAAAGAAGAAACCAACCACUUGCAUGUUGCAGAAGGUUCUGUUGAACGAGUAUAAUGGAACGGAUGCAGCCACAGACAGCACACUCAGUGUGAACAGGAGCGUGAGCCCAGGCAAAUCCCUGGAGCCUCAGGCAGAACCUGAUGUGGAUCCCAGUCUAUCUGCCUCGACUUCUGUUGACACUCAGCCCCUUAGUUCCUCUGUUACCCCUGUGCCACAGGCAUCUGCUGUACCUUCCAUGUGCCAGCUGCCUCCUUUGUUAACACCAACCAAUCCUCCUUCCCCACCGCCCUGCCCGCCUGUGUUAACAGUUGCUACAUCACCUCCUCCCCUUCUUCCAACAAUGCCAUUAUCAAUUCCAGAUGCCUCUACCAGUGCCACUAACACUUCUUUUUGUCCGUCGCCACUUUCUAACACUACUACCCAGUCCCCACUACCAGUUCUUUCACCUACGGUUUCUCCUUCUCCGUCUCCUGUUCCUUCUGGUGAACCUCUCAUUUCUGCUGCUUCACCUGGUCCACCUACACUCUCUUCCUCGUCUUCCUCCUCAUCUUCCUCCUCUUUCUCCUCAUCUUCGUCAUCUCCAUCUCCACCUCCUCUUUCUGUAGUUUCUUCUGUAGUUUCCUCUGCUGAUAAUCUUGAAAACACUCUCCCAAUAAUAAAACAGGAAGAAGCUGAAAAUGAACAACAGAAAGCAAGAGAAGAUCCUCAUAUUUCAAGUGAAUCAGGAGUAGUGCAGGAAACAUUCAAUAAAAGCUUUGUGUGCAAUGUCUGUGAAUCACCUUUUCUUUCUAUUAAAGACCUGACGAAGCAUUUAUCCAUUCAUGCUGAGGAAUGGCCCUUCAAAUGUGAAUUCUGUGUACAGCUUUUUAGGGAUAAAACAGACUUGUCGGAACAUCGCUUUCUGCUUCAUGGAGUAGGAAAUAUCUUUGUUUGCUCAGUCUGUAAAAAGGAAUUUGCUUUUUUGUGCAAUUUGCAACAGCAUCAGCGGGAUCUCCAUCCGGACAAAGAGUGCACACAUCAUGAGUUUGAAAGUGGGACUUUAAGACCCCAGAAUUUUACUGACCCCAGUAAGGCGAACAUGGAGCACAUGCAGAGCCUGCCAGAAGAUUCUUUGGAACUUUCUAAAGAGGAGGAGGAUGAGGAUCUAAAUGAUUCCUCUGAAGAGCUUUAUACUACUAUAAAAAUAAUGGCAUCUGGAGUAAAAUCUAAAGAUCCAGAUGUGCGUAUGGGCCUCAAUCAACACUACCCAAGCUUUAAGCCACCUCCAUUUCAGUAUCACCAUCGUAAUCCUAUGGGUAUCGGAGUUACUGCAACAAACUUCACUACCCACAAUAUUCCACAGACUUUUACUACUGCCAUUCGAUGCACAAAAUGUGGGAAAAGUGUUGAUAACAUGCCCGAGUUACACAAACACAUACUGGCCUGUGCAUCUGCCAGUGACAAAAAGAGAUACACACCUAAAAAAAAUCCAGUACCGCUGAAACAGACAGUGCAGCCCAAGAAUGGCAUGGUGGUUAUAGCUGGCCCUGGAAAGAAUGCCUUCAGACGAAUGGGGCAGCCUAAAAGACUCAAUUUCAAUGUUGAGAUUAGCAAAAUGUCCUCAAAUAAACUAAAAAUAAGUGCAUUGAAAAAGAAAAACCAGCUUGUCCAGAAAGCUAUCUUGCAAAAAAAGAGAUCUGCCCAGCAGAAGGCAGAAUUGAAAAAUAAUCCAUCUGAGUCAGACUCUCACAUCUGCCCCUAUUGCAAUAGAGAGUUUACUUAUAUUGGAAGUCUGAAUAAGCACGCGUCAUAUAGCUGUCCCAAAAAACCCAUCUCUCCCUCCUCUAAAAAGAAUCCUUCCAAAAAAAGUGCAAGUUCUUCUUCACCUGCAAGCAGUGAAAAAGGCACCAGCCAGCGUAGGCGAACAGCAGAUGCAGAAAUCAAAAUGCAAAGCAUGCAACCUCAUUUGGGCAAGACACGAGCACGAACCUCAGGCCCUGCACAAAUCCAGCUUCCCUCUGCAUCCUUCAAAUCAAAACAGAAUGUUAGAUUUGUACCUCCCAUUCGAUCUAAAAAGCCAAAUUCUUCUUCAUCAUUGAGGAACUCUAGUCCUGUAAGAGUAUCCAAAAUGUCCCAUGUUGAUGGGAAAAAAACUAAGGUGGUAGCUAAGAGCAGUUCCUCUGGAAUUGCAAGCAAAGCGCCCCGGAAAUUGCACGUCAGAAUACAAAGGAGUAAUAAAGCUGUUUUGCCAAGUAAGUCUGCUGUGGCAAGUAAGAAAAAGGCAGACAGAUUCGCUGUAAAAUCUAGAGAGAGGAUUGGAGGACCUAUUACACGAAGCCUGCAGCAGGCAGCAAAUGCAGAGGCAGCAGAAAGCAAAAGAGAUGAAAGCAGUACAAAGCCAGAACUAAAAGAUUUCAGGAAUCUCCUGUAAAAACAAAACAAACAAAAAAAUCCCUUAAUGACAUGGUAGAGCUGUUGCAUGCUCCACUUAGGAUAAGCACUACGACAAUGGAUGUGAAAUCCACCAAGCUUGCGA
Messenger RNA from Opisthocomus hoazin, 4602 nucleotides. The record is from RefSeq and is a predicted model, not a curated record. Lineage: Eukaryota; Metazoa; Chordata; Aves; Opisthocomiformes; Opisthocomidae.